Eupeodes corollae is the source of this 1541-nucleotide messenger RNA. RefSeq lists its product as uncharacterized. The record is from RefSeq and is a predicted model, not a curated record. Bases 615 to 1436 code for a protein of 273 amino acids. Lineage: Eukaryota; Metazoa; Arthropoda; Insecta; Diptera; Syrphidae. The transcript has 2 exons.
GUACUGUCACUUGUGAUUUUCAUGGCACUGAACUACGAAAAAUAAAAAUAAAGAAAACACCAAAGUUGUGAAACACAAAAGUUAAAACAAAAAAUCAUAAAAUUCCGGAUAAAAAACUCUCAAAAAUCGUCAUGAAAUAAAAUCCGUAUAUAUUCUAAAAUCUGUAAACAAUUUCUAUAUUCCAAUCAAAUCCUCUGAAGUGAGAUAACAAUAAAAACAUAAAACGAAGUUCUUAAAAACAAAAUACCAAAUCGUCACGUAAUUUUCCCCAAAAAACUUUGCGAAAUCUUUUGCGCAUCACAAUGUUUGUCCUUGUCCGAAAAAUAUAUUCGUGAGUUCGUUGAAAAGCUAUGCAAGUUUCCCAAAGUCGCUUAAAAUACAAAAUUACACCAAAACCUUACAUAAAACUUCAAAAACAAGAGUAAAUCAUCGUCUAGAUGACAACGAUUCCAAUGAAAUCGAACACCCACAACUCUUCCAAUAGCUGAUUCAUCAACAAACAUUAUUUCGAUUCGAGUUAGCGACGAAAAACAUUUCCAAUCCUGUCGUCCAAACGGAAAUUCACUAUUUCCAUAGACCUCCAACAUUCCACAGACUGGUUCCUAUCAGUGUCCAUGUAUCUGCCACAGAAUGACAUCUCCGAAGUGGUGCUGCGACAGCGCAAUAAGAAGGACGAGCUGUCCAAGGAACUCACCAAGAACAAAUCCAAGCUGAAUGCAGUGCGACAGGAAUACAGAUUCCUCACCCAACCGCUCAACACAGACUAUGUGGACGAGUGCGAGCGACUUGACGAUGAGAUUGACAAACUCCGGCGAGUGUGUCAGGUUAUGCUGAACGAGAUCGAGCACUUGAAGCGUUCCCAGGAGCCCCAAUUCGACCGCCAGCCGAUGAGACCAGCUCCACCACCUCCGGCAUAUCCUCCGCCUCGAAUGAGGCCGCGUACUUUAUUUCCUCGGCAGCCGUCGGGCUCUUCACCACUGUCACCUCGAAGUCCUGAGAGUCCCAACACUUCGCAAUCCGACCAAAUGACGACUUCCCCGAGUUUACAAGACAUCGUUGCGGCUUCACAACCAACAGCGCCGAAAAUUAUCGACGAUGCCUGUGAUCCCAGUUGUGGCGAACAGCCAUGGCAGUGCAGUAUGUGUACAUUCCAGAAUCAUCCGUUGCUGAAUAAAUGCGAGUGCUGCGAAAAUGUCCGCAUCCUGCCCGGCUCGGUGAGAAUAGUGCCUUCGCGACCGCCGCCUCCUAUUCCUCUGGCUUCCCUGGGUUCUCGUUCAGCCCCAUUGACUCCGGCAACGCCACUUAUGCCGAGUGCAGGGCCCGCAUCCGCGAGCAUCCUUUCCCGAUCGACUGAGUACACUCGUCCCGGCGGCGGAGUGGCCAACAGCAGCAGCGAAGGCAGCAUGCCACAGUUUCUGGGCGACGUUACCAUUUGAGUGCCUCCUAACCGGAUUAUCUUCUGGUUUAUAAAUUAUCUUAAUGUACCUUUAAACACUUAACCAAUACAGAAAUUAAUAAAAAUACAUAUUUUAUCGUAAAAA